AGCUUUGACUCUAUGAACAAAUGCACCCUUCACACACAGAACAGGGGAGGUCAGUCUGCUUAAGUCAUCCAGUACUGCCUUUCCAGCAUCUGGGAAACUGAACGUUGCACAUCCAUUUGCUUUUCUGCAUUCCCUGCACAAAUUUCAAAGGACUGUAACUUGGUGGCUGCAUGCAAAUCAGGCGAAAACUAAGAAUCCUCAACCUAAACAAACAGCGGGGGCUGGCAUUUCAUUAUAUUUCUCGCGUGUCUCUGGGAGAAGGAUCCCAAUCAUGGUCUCUCCAAGGCUGUUGACAUUGCUGCUUCUAACUGAAGUAUUUGGACAAGCCCAACGCAUGACUCAAGAUGCAUUACUGAUGCAGUAUAUCGAGAGACGCAUCAUACUCCUUGAGGAAAGGCUAGAGAAAUGCAACCAAGACAUGAACACGAAUGUCAGGGAGUUCAGAGACUUCCGGAAAGAAAUCAUGUUCCGUUUGGAUGGACUGAGCAUUUACAAAACCGAGUUCAAGAAUGAGAUGGAGGUUAUGGGAUCCAGGAUCGAGAGGAUGGAGAAGGACAUUGACUACCUGGAGGCUCAGCAGCCCACACAACCGUGCGUGGAGAUCGAUGACAAGCUGGUUGAAGCGGAAAUCCAACGGGAACAGAAGAGGAGAGCUAAGUUCCGCAUGACUUCAGAUUGUGACAACAUGCUCACCAGCUUCAAGUCUCUGAAGAUCGUGAAGAAGGCGGGCGAGGCCCAGGGCUCCUGGAUAAAGGACCCGGUGCGAGACUUCCACAAGAUCUAUUUCUUCAGCGGGACGAGCGGCAACUCUUUCAUGGUGUUCGUUGGCAUCAGGGCCUUCAUGGACAGUACGGGGAGGCAGGCGCCCAAGAGGGUGACGCUGCCACUGGCGUGGCAAGGGACGGGCCACGUGGUCCACAAUGGCUUCCUCUACUUCCACUCCAAUGGCACGCUCAACCAGAUCAUCAAGUACGACAUGCGGAACGGGACGGCGAGCGACCGCAUGCUGCUGCAGGGGGCCGGGCGGAUCCCCGCCUACCAGCUCACGCCCGGCACCUUCAUCGACCUGGCGCUGGACGAGCAGGGCCUCUGGGCCAUCCACGCCGAGCCGGAGAACAGCGGCGACGGCACUAUCGUGCUCACCAAGUUGGACCAGGGCAACCUGGCGGUGGAGCACACCUGGGACACCUCCUGCACCAGCAAGGGGGCCGAGGCAGCCUUCGUGCUCUGCGGGACCCUCUACGUGGUCUACAACACCCACUUCGGCGGCCGCUCCCACGUCCAGUGCAUCUAUGACGUUGUUGAUACGGUGACCAGCGCCGACAUCCCCGCCCUGUAUUUCCCCAAGCGUUACGGCAAGCACUCUAUGAUCCACUACAACCCUCGGGAGCAGCAACUCUAUGCCUGGGAUGAUGGCUACCAGACCAUCUACAAGCUCAACACCAAGAAGAAACUUCAGGAACCUCCCAGUUUCAAAUAGCUUCCAUCAUAUUUUUAUAGGCGCUUAUGUGAAGAGGCCCAAAAUUAGUGACCAAUGUUAAACAUGCUUCAGACAAUCACUUUUGUCUAGCUUCCCAAACCUGCAAUCCCAACCAAAUUGUUCUUUGGUUAAUAGCCUUAUAUCUCUAAAUCUACAGAGCACAAGGCAGGAGUGUGAUACAAUACUCUCCCCUGCAUUGAGUGCAGCACCCACCAACUCUUGUGAGUAUUAAGAAGGGACAUGACCCAGAACGUCAUCUAUCCAUGUCCUGAGAUGCUGCCUGACCCACCGAGUUACUCCAGUACUUUGCAUUUAACCCUCGAGAAGCUUGACACCAUCAAAGCUCCAACCACUGCUCCCUCCAUCCCUGGUUCAUGGUGUUUGCUCACCCAGACCACUCCAAAAGCACGUCCCAAAGCCAUGAGAUCUACCAGCAUGAAGGACAAAUGCAACAGGCACACGAGAGUACCAUCGCCUGUAGGAUCACCUGCCAGGCACACGCCAUCCUGACCUGGAAACGUAACGCCAUUUCUUCAACCUCACUGGGUCUAGAUCAUGGAACUCCCUCCCUGGCAGCUGGUCUACACUGUGUCCGGCUGGUAGAGCCACUGCUUCACAGAACCAGAGACCAGGGUUCGAUCCUGACCUCCGGCUAUUUUCUGAGUGGAGUUUGAAGGUUGAAAGGUUAUUUUAUUGGUCACAUACACCUAGGUGGAGUGAAAUGCUUCUUGCCAAUGCAGCACAUAAAUAAAUAAUACAGACAUAACAUUAAUAAGAGAUUUAAAGAUAAAAACAUCCCCCCACAAUGGUUUCCAAUAUGAGGGAAGGCACAAAGUCCAGUUCCCAUCCCAUGUCCACCCAUAGUCGGGCCUAUUGAGGCCUCCGCAGUUGCCUUUAGGGAGGCCCAAUGUUCCAGGCCGUUCUCGCCGGGUGAUGGUGUUCCGCAGUCGGGAGAAUCCGCUCAGCGGCUUGUGACACCUGGAACGGCUGCUUCCCUUACCGGAGACUGCGGCUUCCGAAGCCAACAAGGCCGCGCCGGAUGGAGCUCCACAACUGGCGAUCUCGGCGAGAGAUCACAGGCUCCCGAUGUAAAGUUCCACGCCCGCGGCUGAUCGCUCCACAGGCCCACAGCUCCGCGAUGUUUUUCUCGGCGGUCUCAGCGCGGAGACCCGGGCAAGGCAUCGCCCGCUCCGCAAAAGCGCUCCAGCGCUGUGCCGCCGCCGAAGCCGAGGUUCUGGGCGGUCCCCUCAUGCUCUUCCUGUGACCGUGUGGGUUUCUGGUUUCUACAAAAAAUUGCCCCCAGUGUGUGGUAGAAUCUAAUGAGAAUGUGGGGAGAAUAAGAUGGGAUUCAUGGGAUUAUUUAAUUAAUCCUGAUGAAUUAAUUCACGUUUAGUGGUGAAUGGGUGGUUGAUGAUCGGCACGGACCCAGUGGUGCUGCACUUCUCUAUCUCAAUCUAUCAAAUCUGACCAGCGAGAAUAUUGUUUGUUUCGGAGUUUAGAAGGAGGGACUGGGUGACAUAAGCAACCAUGAGCCAACGCGUUUAUGUUCUGUUCUCUUUCUCCACCAUGCACCAUGCAUAGAUGUAGAUAAAAUUAUGGGGAAUCAAUAGGAUAGACUGUCAGAACCUUUCUAAGCCGGCAUCAUAGUUCCUUCCUCCACAUCAUAGUUGCUGCAGUUACCGCUGCGUGGUAUUCAAUAACCUCGCGGUUGCUUGGAAGAAGCUGUUCUUGAACAUGGUGGUCACAGUUUUCAAGUUCCUCCACCUUCUACCCGAUGAUGGGCAGUGAGAUAAGAGUGUGGCCAGGGUGGUAUGGGUCUUGGGCGAUAUUGGCUGCCUUUUUGAAGCAGCACCUCCUGUACAUCGCUUUGAUGGUGCAGAGGACAGUGCCUGUGAUGGACCGGGCAACGUCUACCACUCUCUGUAGUCUCUUUAAUUCCUGAACAUUUGAGUUGCCCAACCAGGCCAUUAUGCAACCAUUCAGUACGCUCUCAACUGUAUACCUGUAGAUCUGUACAAAUUUCCAAGAUGUCCCAAGGAUGUGAAGCAUGCUUCAGCAAAUGUAAAUCAUUUUAUCUUUCUUCAUCACUGUCAAUAAAAUAAUUAAGAGCACUGCAACUACCUGUAAA
Leucoraja erinaceus (little skate) is the source of this 3608-nucleotide messenger RNA. RefSeq names its product olfactomedin-like 1 (gene olfml1). NCBI's taxonomy places the organism in Eukaryota, Metazoa, Chordata, Chondrichthyes, Rajiformes, Rajidae. The record is from RefSeq and is a predicted model, not a curated record. The transcript has 3 exons. The coding region runs from base 272 to 1480 and encodes 402 amino acids. Gene Ontology annotation, biological process: signal transduction.